Messenger RNA from Oppia nitens, 1530 nucleotides. RefSeq lists its product as uncharacterized. The coding region runs from base 1 to 1530 and encodes 509 amino acids. NCBI's taxonomy places the organism in Eukaryota, Metazoa, Arthropoda, Arachnida, Sarcoptiformes, Oppiidae. The record is from RefSeq and is a predicted model, not a curated record. The transcript has a single exon.
AUGUCAAAGUCUUCGGGAAAUCAAAAAGUGAUUCUCGAAAAUGCUAUUAAAAUCUUUGAACAAAAGAUCAAUGAAUUGUCGAAUGUUCUGAAACCCAACGGAAUCGCUGCCAACUCAAGAGUGACCCGCAGUUUGUUUAGUGGUUUUGGAGACAAAGCUAGUCAUUUGGUUCGCCAACUGGAAGAACAACUAUUGGAACAGUUGAAGAAAGAUGACAAACAACUGAAAGAACAAAUGUCAAAGUCUUCGGGAAAUCAAAAAGUGAUUCUCGAAAAUGCUAUUAAAAUCUUUGAACAAAAGAUCAAUGAAUUGUCGAAUGUUCUGAAACCCAACGGAAUCGCUGCCAACUCAAGAGUGACCCGCAGUUUGUUUAGUGGUUUUGGAGACAAAGCUAGUCAUUUGGUUCGCCAACUGGAAGAACAACUAUUGGAACAGUUGAAGAAAGAUGACAAACAACUGAAAGAACAAAUGUCAAAGUCUUCGGGAAAUCAAAAAGUGAUUCUCGAAAAUGCUAUUAAAAUCUUUGAACAAAAGAUCAAUGAAUUGUCGAAUGUUCUGAAACCCAACGGAAUCGCUGCCAACUCAAGAGUGACCCGCAGUUUGUUUAGUGGUUUUGGAGACAAAGCUAGUCAUUUGGUUCGCCAACUGGAAGAACAACUAUUGGAACAGUUGAAGAAAGAUGACAAACAACUGAAAGAACAAAUGUCAAAGUCUUCGGGAAAUCAAAAAGUGAUUCUCGAAAAUGCUAUUAAAAUCUUUGAACAAAAGAUCAAUGAAUUGUCGAAUGUUCUGAAACCCAACGGAAUCGCUGCCAACUCAAGAGUGACCCGCAGUUUGUUUAGUGGUUUUGGAGACAAAGCUAGUCAUUUGGUUCGCCAACUGGAAGAACAACUAUUGGAACAGUUGAAGAAAGAUGACAAACAACUGAAAGAACAAAUGUCAAAGUCUUCGGGAAAUCAAAAAGUGAUUCUCGAAAAUGCUAUUAAAAUCUUUGAACAAAAGAUCAAUGAAUUGUCGAAUGUUCUGAAACCCAACGGAAUCGCUGCCAACUCAAGAGUGACCCGCAGUUUGUUUAGUGGUUUUGGAGACAAAGCUAGUCAUUUGGUUCGCCAACUGGAAGAACAACUAUUGGAACAGUUGAAGAAAGAUGACAAACAACUGAAAGAACAAAUGUCAAAGUCUUCGGGAAAUCAAAAAGUGAUUCUCGAAAAUGCUAUUAAAAUCUUUGAACAAAAGAUCAAUGAAUUGUCRAAUGUUUUGAAACCCAACGGAAUCGCUGCCAACUCAAGAGUGACCCGCAGUUUGUUCAGCGGUUUUGGAGACAAAGCUAGUCAUUUGGUUCGCCAACUGGAAGAACAACUAUUGGAACAGUUGAAGAAAGAUGACAAACAACUGAAGGAACAAAUGUCAAAGUCUUCAGGAAAMCAGAAAGAGAUUCUCGAAAAUGCUAUUAAAAUCUUUGAACAAAAGAUCAAUGAAUUGUCGAAUGUUCUGAAACCUAACGGAAUCGAUGCCAACGCCAGUCAUUAA